Molecule: messenger RNA, 675 nt
Organism: Rubroshorea leprosula
Lineage: Eukaryota; Viridiplantae; Streptophyta; Magnoliopsida; Malvales; Dipterocarpaceae
Source: the annotation of a GenBank genome assembly
AAAUCCAAAAACUAGACAACAUUAGAUUAGGUAGAGCAUGUCAAUUCACAAUUGGGACCGUAAUUGUAAUGAAAGCAACAGCCAGCAGCAGCAAAACCCUCCAAAAAAAAAAAAAAAAAAAAAACCUUGCAAGCAAGUACCGUGCAAUUAAUUCUGCAAAAUCUUUCUAUAAUUUAAUAAUCUUCAACAACAUAACUGAAAAUUCAACAGCAGCACACACGCACAACUUGAUCCUCUUUUCCUUUUAUAAAAUCAACAAAACCAAACUCAAUAUAUAUGAAUUAACAUCCUAACUUGGAGGUCCAGAACAACGUACCAAACCAUAGCAAACGGCAUCAUUCUCUUCUAAGUACAGUCCAUCAGGGUUCCUGAAAACCGCGUGGACCCCACAAACUAAGCAUCCAACGCCGAACCCGAUGACCAAAUUCUCCACCACGCCGCACACCCACACUGCCAAGACCGAGACGCCGACCAAACACAAGAGCACCCACCGAUCGGGUAUGCUAUGGCCCCACAGCACCAAAGGGUCUUCUCUGAACAAGUAGAGGAGGAUCCAGAGCGCAAUGAUGACGGAGAGGAGGACGAGAGAGAACGGGGCGGUGAGGAGGGAUAAGGCGCAAGCGGCGGCCACGACGAAGGAGUAGUUGGCAAGGAAAUAGCGGAGAUUGGAGCGGG